AUGUUUCUGUCUGCAGAAGUGCUGGAUGUUAUCAGUUUACCAAAGACCCCAUUCUUCAGUAGAUUGAACAAAGAUCUUCUCAUCAAACCUGUGAGUGGUAACAGCUCCUGGGACAGAGACCUGGCCCUGCUGCAGCAGCUUUCCCAGGCUGUUCUGCAAGAGGUGGAGGAGGGAGGCUCUCAUCUCCUCACCUCCAGUGAUGUCCUUUACCUCACCCAGAUGAUUGAGAAGGACCUGACUUCACUGGCUGGUUCUCACUCUGCUGGAUCUGAUGCAGCAGAAGUCAUGGUGUCCAUCGCUACCAACUACCUGAAGGUGGCCAGUUCGAUGCUGGAGCCCGGCAUGGCUACACAGUGGAUGGGCUUCACAGAGGACGGGGUCAGCGUGGGACCAUUUACUAUUGUGCAGAGCAUUGACAGUCUCACUGAAACUCUUGCAAAAAGUCUAUCUGCUGAGAAAAGAGGCUUCACUCAUUCUACCAAGAACAUAGAUGUUUGCCUGAUGUGGCAAAAGCUGACUGAAGAGAGCCUUAGUCAAGUCUUCAAGCCAUCUGCAGUCAGCUCUCACACAGCUGGCAGCAGUAGUCAGGAUGAGUUGCUUAUUCCUGACACUGAGCUCCACAGGAUACAUGCUCUGGGAUAUGAGGAAGUGAUGUUUAUUCAUACCCACUACCGCCAUUUGAGUGAGAUUGUGUCUGAAACACAGGAGCCAUCACAGAGUCACCAGGAGAAAGUAAAAAGAAUUCUCCCCGGUCACCUGGCUUCUGUUGUCAUAUCAGCCACCGUGCGCGAUGCCUCCAAAGGCCAAACCAUCCCUGUGGCCGUCAAGUACACCCUUUCCUCAUCACAUGUGGUGGAGUAUUCACUGAGAGUUAGUCCCGUUUGUGCCUUUUGGAAUUUCAGCUUGAUGCCUAAUCAAACCAGUAGCUGGUCCAGUGAUGGUUGCAUGGUCACCUUUGCUGGCUCCGGGGUUACUUCCUGUCUCUGUAACCACACCACCAACUUUGCAGUGCUGAUGAAUUACUUGGAGUCCAAGUGGAGUCCUGAGGAAGAGCUUAUUUUGACCAAGCUGACGUUCAUCGGCGCGGGUGCAUCUCUGUGUGCACUGCUGGUCACCUUGAUGCUGUUCACUGUGCUGGAUAUUCCCAAAUCUGACAGGACGUCCAUCCAUAAGAACCUGUUCAUUGCUCUGAUCUGCGCCCAGGUCAUCCUGCUCUGCAGCGGCUCUGCCAUCCACAACAAGGUGGCGUGUACACUUGUGGCAGCACUGCUCCAUCUCUUCUUCAUGGCAGCCUUUAGCUGGAUGCUGGUGGAGGGACUGCUGCUCUGGAGCAAGGUGGUCGCGGUCAACCUAAGCGAGGAGCGACACAUGAAGUAUUACUAUCUCAUCGGCUGGGGUCUGCCUGUGCUGAUAGUCACCAUCACGCUUGCAUCAGCCUCAGGCAAAUACUCAGCCGACGGCUACUGUUGGCUCAGUGUCCAGAAUGGCGUUAUAUGGGGCUUUGCUGGACCUGUCAUCUUCAUCAUCAUGGUGAAUAUCUUGGUGCUGACCCGGGUGGUGGUCAUCACCAUCUCCACAGCCAAGAGAAGGUCCAUCAUGUUGGCCAUGGGCACCAGUCCUGUGGAACAAGCCUAUGAGCAAAUCAGCAUGUCAGAGACCAGCAGAAUUGUCAGUUUAAAGAGGAUGGAUGUCCCAAAAUGUCACCUGACAGCCCGACAGACAGGGCAAUUCAGUCCCUGGAGGACAGGAGAGCAGCCGAUAGGAGAAGAUAAGAGAGAGAACAACUGUAACAACUUUGUCCUCCUCUCUCUCUUUCUCUCUCUUUCUCUCUUUCUCUCGCUCUUUCUUUGUCUGUGUUUGCAGGGCCUGUUCAUCUUCCUGAUAUAUGGGGUGUACAACACAGAGGUUCGGAGCACGGUCAACAGGAUCAAGGAGAGGAGAAAGGCGCUUAAUUUUUCAAACUGCGCCAGUUCCCGACCGUCCAGCUCAGUUACCAGCUCUCGUCCUGUCAGUUUCCCGCUAGGAACUACCCCAAGCCAAGAGGAGGAGGCCACCCCUACCCACACUAGCAGCAACACCCCCAGCCCGGGGAAGGAGGAAGACAGGACCAGAGGUCAGCUGUCCAUUCCUUGUGUUCCAGAGAGACUAGAGAGUCCCUUGAGCCAAACUUCCAAAGGCCAUUAUGUGCACAGAAAGGAGCCUGGUUCCUCAGAGGGGGAUGCCCUGCCGGCUGGUUGUAGUCUUCAUGUUCCCAUGGAGCUGGAGUUUACCGCCUCCUGUUUCCCCCGAAGUCCUGCGACUCAGAUAAGCUAUGGCCUCGUCCACAUGGACUGACCUGGCUGGUGACUGUGAUUGAAGUUUAAUUUUUUCGUAUCAAAGCUGGUGAAUUGUUUUCCUUGUAUUAUAGCUAUUUUCUCACUUAUGAUCCCUGUAGAGAUGCAGCCCAUCUGUGUUUUUAUCAGUGCAUACUGUACUUUUGUACUGUUUGUAACUAUUUUCAGUUUUCUAGGGCUUUCUUUGCUUUAAACAUUGUUCUUUUUUUAAGAUGCGCUGCAUAAUAAUGUGAGCUAAAGGCCUCAAUUAUAACUUUAAUCUAAAAUGCGUCAAUUAAAAGUUUAUUGUUUUUUGCAUUUCUUAUGCUUGUAUUAUUUUUCAUGGCUUCACUUGCUGCUUGUUAGUGUUACUGUAUAUCGUCCAGUAAAGUGUGCAGUAGAACUGCAUUCAGAUACAUAAACUGAGUAAUGGGCCCUAUUUGUGACCAGUCAGUGUGAGAUGUCAGUCAGAUUGAGUCUUUAUGAUAUGCCAUUCCUUUUUAUCUCCCCUGCUUUCCUGUCACUCUACUCUCAAACUAUUAAAUAAAGUGGCAUGAAAGAAUGACAACAAUAGGCGCUUUCACACCAAGUACUUUGCCGUACUUAGU
Notothenia coriiceps (black rockcod) is the source of this 2920-nucleotide messenger RNA. RefSeq names its product probable G-protein coupled receptor 144. Gene Ontology annotation, molecular function: G protein-coupled receptor activity. The record is from RefSeq and is a predicted model, not a curated record. Lineage: Eukaryota; Metazoa; Chordata; Actinopteri; Perciformes; Nototheniidae. Gene Ontology annotation, cellular component: plasma membrane. The transcript has 19 exons. Gene Ontology annotation, biological process: adenylate cyclase-activating G protein-coupled receptor signaling pathway; cell surface receptor signaling pathway. Bases 1 to 2334 code for a protein of 777 amino acids.